ACAGUCUCCAGGUGUCCUAGACUCCUCGUUCUUUUGGCUUCCAGCUUCCUUGAAAUCUGCAAAAAUUCUCUGCUGCAAGGAAACAAGAGCGAUGUCAUCGGAAGAUGAUUCUGGCGGGGAGGCUUCUGGAGGCAGCUUCUGGGAAGCUGGUAACUACAAGCGGACAGUAAAACGUGUGGAUGAUGGGUACCGGCUCUGCAAUGAUCUAAUCUCCUGCUUCCAAGAGCGAGCCAAGAUUGAGAAGAACUAUGCCCAGCAGCUCACAGAGUGGUCCCGCAAAUGGAGGACCAAUGUGGAAAAGGGACCUCAGUAUGGUACCCUAGAGAAAGCUUGGCAUGCCUUCUUGACAGCUGCAGACAAGUUGAGCGAGAUCCAUAUGGAAGUGCGAAACCAGCUGGCUGGGGAAGAUGCAGAGAAGAUCAAGGGCUGGCAAAAGGAAGCCUACCACAAGCAGAUGAUUGGGGGAUUCAAGGAGACAAAGGAAGCAGAGGAUGGAUUCCGCAAAGCCCAGAAACCCUGGGUGAAGAAGCUGAAGGAUGUAGAGAAUUCUAAGAAAAAUUACCAUACAACUCGGAAGGAUGAGAAGACAGCACAGACCCGGGAAAACCACGCCAAAGCUGAUGCCUCCAUCUCACAGGAACAGCUACACAAGUUGCAGGAUCGUGUGGAGAAAUGCACGCAGGAAGCUGAGAAGUGUAAGGAUCAGUAUGAGAAGAUGCUAGAAGAGCGGAACCGCUACAAUCCCCGCUACAUGGAGGACAUGGAGCAAGUGUUUGAGGGCUGCCAGGAGGCAGAGCGCAAGAGGCUGUGCUUCUUCAAGGAGAUGUUCUUGGAUCUACACCAGCACCUAAACCUCUCCGUCAAAGAUGGCUUUCAAACACUGUACCGAGAUCUAUAUCAAGUGAUCGUGGCUGCGGAUGACCAGGAGGACCUGAAGUGGUGGCGCAACACCCAUGGGCCAGGCAUGGCUAUGAAUUGGCCUCAGUUUGAGGAAUGGUCCCUGGAAACACAGCGGCCAAUCAGCAAGAAGGAGAAAAGUAGUAAAGGCAGUGAAGAUGUGACCCUGACUAGCAUCGUGGCCACACGGGAUGGUGUGUCUCCUACUCCUCCGCAGACAAAGCGAGGGUUUUCCUAUCAAGAGGAGCAGAACAGCCUCUUCUACAACAAUCUGAGGGCAUCUGCCCAUGUGAACGGAGGGGAAGAGGCCCUUUCAGAGUGGUCAGAUGAGGACACUCCCAAGAAGUGCCUGGAGGCCAAUGGACAUGAGGAGGACCUAAAGGUACCAGGCAUGCGGGUGCGAGCGCUAUAUGAUUACAUGGGACAAGAGGCUGAUGAGCUGAGCUUUAAAGCAGGUGAAGAACUAAUGAAGAUCAGUGAGGAAGAUGAGCAGGGCUGGUGCAAAGGCCGGCUUCUCACAGGCCAGGUUGGACUCUAUCCUGCUAACUAUGUCCAGAGGGUUGGAUCAUGAUUGCUGCUCCCCUCCUAAGGCAUCUCUUGCACAUGCAGCAGCCUAUCCCUGCAGAGGUCAUCUGGUCACUGUUGGCCCCUAACCCACCUCAGCAGGGUGCACAGCCAUGUCUGGACUCUGAUUCUGAGGACACAUGUUCCUUGUAACCAAUGCUUCAUUUUAAAUUUCUAGAAUCCUAGGGGUUUUCUAAUAAAUAAAUAUGGAUGAGUAAAGGCUUA
Alligator sinensis (Chinese alligator) is the source of this 1686-nucleotide messenger RNA. It is a transcript of the gene PACSIN3, whose product is annotated as protein kinase C and casein kinase substrate in neurons 3. The record is from RefSeq and is a predicted model, not a curated record. Gene Ontology annotation, biological process: plasma membrane tubulation; cytoskeleton organization; regulation of endocytosis. Gene Ontology annotation, cellular component: cytoplasm; endosome; plasma membrane. Bases 92 to 1468 code for a protein of 458 amino acids. The transcript is spliced from 11 exons. Gene Ontology annotation, molecular function: protein binding; phospholipid binding. NCBI's taxonomy places the organism in Eukaryota, Metazoa, Chordata, Crocodylia, Alligatoridae.